Messenger RNA from Notothenia coriiceps (black rockcod), 5676 nucleotides. It is a transcript of the gene pdzd7a, whose product is annotated as PDZ domain containing 7a. Gene Ontology annotation, molecular function: protein binding. Gene Ontology annotation, cellular component: stereocilium tip; plasma membrane; cilium. The coding region runs from base 14 to 2866 and encodes 950 amino acids. NCBI's taxonomy places the organism in Eukaryota, Metazoa, Chordata, Actinopteri, Perciformes, Nototheniidae. Gene Ontology annotation, biological process: auditory receptor cell stereocilium organization; sensory perception of sound. The record is from RefSeq and is a predicted model, not a curated record. The transcript is spliced from 16 exons.
UGGCUGGAGGGAGAUGACAAAUGGAGGAGGGCACCCCCAUUACAACCAUGGUGGCCAGACCGGGGGUUCCCACAGCACACCGCGCUACAUGCAGAAGAAACACCACCGCCACAGACACAGGUCCUCCUCCCCGAUGGGCCGGGUCAUUCUCAUCAACUCACCUGUUGAUGGAGGCGAGGACAGUGAAGACAUUCACACAGUGACAGUAGAUAAGAGUCCAGAUGGGCGGUUGGGGUUCAGUGUCCGUGGGGGGUCUGAACAUGGUCUCGGCAUAUUUGUCAGCAAGGUGGAGGAUGACAGCACUGCAGAGCAGGCUGGGCUGAUGGUGGGCGAUAAGCUGGUGGAGGUGAACGGGGUCAGCCUGGAGAGCAUCACCAUGAGCAGCGCUGUGAAGGUCCUGACGGGCAACAACAGGCUGCGGAUGGUGGUGAGACGAGUGGGCAAGAUCCCCGGCAUCCGCUACUCCAAGGAGAAGACCACAUGGGUGGAUCUGAUUCACCGGCGGAUGGUGGUGGAGGAGAGCGGUCGCACACCGUCAGAGACGAGUUCAGACAGCGCUCUCCGCAGGAUCGUGCAUCUCUUCACCACAUCAGAUGACUACUGUCUGGGCUUCAACAUCAGAGGAGGCAAAGAGUUUGGACUGGGAAUUUAUGUUUCUAAGUUGGACCCGGGUGGGCUUGCAGAGCAACAUGGCAUCAAAAUGGGCGAUCAAAUCCUUGCAGCAAACGGGAUCGGUUUUGAUGACAUCACCCAUAGCAACGCAGUCGAGGUCCUGAAGAGCCACACCCAUGUCAUGUUGACCAUCAGGGAAGCCGGGAGAUAUCCUGCUUACAAGGAGAUGGUGGCAGAAUACGGCUGGCUCGACCAACAGGCCAAUGGGGGCCGUGCUCCAUCCUCCCAAGGAUCAGACUCAAACUCUUCUGCCUCCUCGUGGUCCUCCAGCACACCUCUCAGCUCCCUCAGUGGUCUCUCCCAGGUCCUUUUCCCUCAGGUCUUUGGCCCAGACAUGGUAGACAUCGCCAUCUCCACAGAGGACCGCUCCCGACGUCCAAGCAGCGCAGAGAGAACUGCUGACACCGCCAUGCAGACCGACCCCCAUCCUCCAAACUACCAGGACCACCCCUUAACUAAUGGGUCCUUCCCUGAAAUGCCAGUCACCACAGAAACCAGCAGGACUGUAGGGGCCACGGUGCUUCUGAAGGACACAGUGAUUCGAGGGAUAGGGCGGAGACGUACAAGGACGCUGUCAUCUGGGAAACAGGAAGAAGUGAAAGAAUCACCUAAGACAGCGGCGCUGAUGGCCCUGAGCAGACCGCGUAAACCAAUCAGACGUUCUCAGAGCCACACCACUGCAUCAGAGGAAAAACAAAAGAAAAAGAAACAGCAGAAGGAAAAGAGCACGAGAGAGGGUAAAACCAGCCUGCAGCGAUCCAAAACCUUUGUCAACCUCUUCUUUAAGAAAGACCGUAAAGGGAAGAGCCGCUCCAAGUCACCGUCCCACCAAGCAGACAAAGAUAAGGAGCGGGGUCGUUCCUUCCAGCUCUUGACCUCUCCGAGGGAAUCCCGUGCUGGGGUUAAAGACAACAGCCCCCUGCCCCGACCAGAGACCCUGAAGCAUGUGGAGGACAUGGCCAAGAGACUGCUCAGUCAGGAUGAGGUGGCUGCUGUGAUGAGACACUGCAGGCGGUUUUUAUCCGAGAAUGUGACUGAGGAUUUGGUGCGUCCUCUUUUGGCAAUCUUGGACAGGCCAGAGAAACUGCUGCUUCUCAGAGAAAUAAGGAUGCUGAUUCCUACAUCAGAGCUGGGUCGGUUUGACAGCAUGGUCAUGCCCUUUGAGCUGGAGGCGUACGAUAUUCUUAAGAGUCGCUCUGUUCGUUCUCCAGCUCUGCGCUCCCCUCGCAGUGGAACCCCUCGCCGCCACCUCAUCACGCCUGUCCCAGACUACAGGGGUGGGUUCCACCUCCAGCCGGUCCAGGACACCCAGCCGGAGCGUCAGUUGAUUGAGGAUUUCGAGAGGUUGCGUUUUUCUGGCCAGCAGUCAGGCCAUCUGCCUCCAUCCCGUGCCUUCACCCCUCUGCUGGAUGUACCUGUGGACAGCUACACCUCCUCCACCGGGCGCACCCGCUCCCUGAGUCCCUCGCUCACCCACAGCUUACUCCUCACAGAAUCCCCUCACAGCACCCAGCGUGGGCGCCAACCCCAUCGCUCUCCCAACAGAAGAGAAAACGGGGCCUCGCGGUAUGAUGACGUCUCCUUGUUGUCAGCGUCUGACCGAGGAGACCUUGAUCGAGGGAGGUCACCUGUGAGGAACGGCCAUGUGAGGGCAAGGAGGGAGGUGAGUCCUGACAGCAUGGAGGGCAGACAGCGCAGGCAGGAGGGCUUCACAGAGGUCAGCGUUCGCGUUCCUUCACAGCGGAAAGGGAGAACCCCUCUGUCUGAUGUGUUCGAGCCCCAGAGAGACAAGAGUCCAUCUACAGGCAGAGAGAGCAGUCAGCAGCUCAAUGGACAUUCACAAAACGGUCACGGUGUGAAAAGAAGAGCACCUGAAGAGUAUGCAAUCAACACUUUGACCAUCACCAAGGUCAAGCAGUCACUGGGUAUUAGUAUCUCUGGAGGGAUGGAGUCAAGAGUGCAGCCCAUGAUAAAGAUUGAGAAAAUAUUCCCAGGAGGAGCUGCGUCUACAAAUGAGUCUCUUAAGGCAGGAUAUGAGCUUUUGUCCGUGGACGGCGAAAGUCUUCAGGGGGUGACUCAUCAGCACGCGGUGGACGUUAUUCGCAGAGCGUUCAGUAACAAGGCCAAAGACCCGAUGGUUUUUAUGGUCAAGGUCCCAAAGGUCCCCAGCAGCCCCAGGAAACCUGCGGACUAACCUCUGUGUGCCUUACAGUCAAACUGAUGUUCAGGCAUGAGGACACAAAACCUGCAAGUCCUGCGCUAGUGAAUGAAUCCAGGAUUCACUCCAGAAGAAGAAAUAUGAGACAGCUAGAUCUCCGGUCAGUGUGGAGGGGAACGGAUACACAGAAGCAUGUGUCCUAUGAAAGGCAGAGUUAUGACAGUAAAUAUGUCAAAUAAAAGGUGGACAUUAGAGAGAAGGUUUUUACGACUGCUACAGUAGUUUAUUUAUCAGGACACCGAUAAGAUCCAGUUUGCUACAAUGUAAUUAAGUGCACUUCAAAUGUAAUGUACGUUUUUUAACGUUCUUAGUGUUUUUAGCAAACAUUUGACUUAAUACAUACAUUGCACAUCAACUAGACAAACACUAAGUAAUACAGUUUUGUGAUAAUUGAAUUCAUGAACUUGGUUGAAAUUGCGGCAUUGUUUGACUCCUGGCAACCCUGCCGUGACCUCUAAGUCUGAUAGUGGUCUGUGUUUUUCAGCUGGAGCAUCUCCUUCCACAGGCCUGCCAGAGAGAGAUUACCCCAGCCUGCGUUAUGAGAUUUAUAGAUUUAUACACAGAUUAAAACCCUGUAUUAUGUCAAAACUGAUAGUUUGGGUUUAGUGGAUGUCAGGGGGGAUUAUUACGAAUUGCUGCUCAGUAUUUUUGUGCCGUUUUUCUGGCAAAAGUGCUUGUGCUCUGGAGCAAUCCGCCACUUUAGAGGCUUAAUUACACCCCGCUGUGGACUGAGCUUAUGCAGACAUGUGGAGGAGUUGGAAAAACAUGUCAAUGAGAAAUGCAGGACAUGAAGGCCAGUGGUAUGGUUUAAAUUAAAGUCGGGUAGAGGUGAUAUGGGCAGCAAGGUAACUGGAAUACAGUGUGCGUAGUGCCUUACUUAUGUAGAUGGCUAAUGGGGAGAAAUACAUACAAAUGUGCUAAAAAAGCGAAAGUUAAAACGUUUUGAUUCAGAGAUGCAAUUCAAAGAUGAAAUUGAACAUAUCUAUUGAGUUACCAUAAACAAUAAAAGCUCAUUCAAAAUACUGCUUUAAUUUCAUGUUUCAGGUAAAAAAAGUUCAACAGUAACGUGUGACAACUUGUUCUUUAAUUAAAAAACACAGUCAUUUGUACAAGAAAUGUACACAUAAAAAUAUACAUGGACAACUAGAUACUUUGUGAAUUACUGAAGACACAAUGUAAGUAAACAUUAAAAAAAAUGCACACAAAAGGAUGAGAAAAAUGCCACAAAAAAAGAAAAUGUGUUACGUUGCUUUGGUCUAGUCACAGUGGCUACAUUUGAAAUAGAUAUUUUGUCUAAAUAAAAGACAAUGUCACUCUGUUAUACUAUUUAGUGUUUUACAUAUUUACAAGGGGAAAAUGGUUAUGCAACGAAGAGAAACUGAGAUGUGAGGAAAGAAUUUAAGUCUACGGUGCACACAGUACUUGUCAGGUUGGUUGUUAAUCUGUAUCUUUACUGCCUUUAUGGUGAGUGUGUAACAGUCUAGGUCUGGUUGACAAAUUGAAUAUGGGUUGGACAAACCCAACUUGUUCCAUUCUUGGUCACUUCCCAUGGCUUUAUGUUGAUGUAUACAGAACUAAUAAUCUAAACAUUCUCUCAAUCCACAGUGAAUGUGGUGAGGUCAUGCAAAAUAUAGUCUGACAAUCAUACUGAUACACUUUCUGAAAGGGGUAUGAUAUCAUUUCCAGGUAUAUGAAAAUUAACAAUGUUCUGGUUUGCAUCUGCUGCGGCCCUAACCUAAUGAACAAUCACCAUCUCAUGCGUUUUUAAACUACUGACGUGCACGAAACCCAACGCUGCUUGAUACUGAGGAUCAAACGAAAGAUCAAUCAAAAAGGAGGGACAACAAGUCAAAAAUGAACCUUAACAAAGCUCCCAACUGUUUGUAUCAGAUGCAAAAUUUGGUCUUUAGAGUGUAUGCUAAUGUCACACAGAUUAUAUAAUGUAAACAUAUUCUCAUGCAUUACAGUAUUAGGUGCACUCCUUCUAUGUUGCCACCUCCACUUAUAACUGAUCCAUCAUUUGAAUUAUUUGUAUGUGAUAGAUAUUUAUAUAUAUAUAUAUAGAAGUCUUUAUGUUUUGUUUAUUAAACCCACACUUAAAUCAGUACUACAACAAAAUAUCUUCAGGUGCUAUAUAUAAAAAAAUAUACAACAUCUCCUCCAUUAUAUAGAUUUCCAUUUAAUGAUUAUUCCUUGAUAUAGACUAUUUGUAAAAUAAAAGUUCUCAGCCCUCUUCUUUUUUUCAGUAGAGACCCGCCAUGAGCAGUGUUCCCCACAGCCCUGCAUAUACUGUGAGAAAACAGCUUCAAAUGUGAACAUACUCCCCACCGGUUUAUAUUUAGGGCUUUUAAAACCGACCUGCCUUGAGGACAGUCAGCUCUGGAGCUACUGCGUCUGCAAACUCACAUCUCACCGCUACCUGAACCGGCUUCCUCUGAAAUCUGAUACAACGAACAACGACAUGCAGGCAUGCCAGUCUUGCUACCUAUAUAGCAGUCAGUGACGUUAUAGUCUAAGGGAGUCUAGGAAGACUUUUAAAGUGUUAUUUGGCUUUGGGCUGCCAAAAGCUAAAUAAAGAGCACUAAUGGGAAUGAGGGAGAAUAAACGGAAACUCUGAAUAAGCAUGCCUUAAAUCUCUCAAUGACGUCACGACCAAAGAAGAAUUUGCUCCAAUUUUAGUUUCCUGAUACCAACUGCCAGCUGUUACAAAAAUAGAGUAAUAAGCAGAGAUAGAGAUGGAGAGAGAGAGUGCACAUAGAGACAAAGGCAGAAAUAGAAAGAAGGAG